Molecule: messenger RNA, 2819 nt
Organism: Oncorhynchus keta (chum salmon)
Lineage: Eukaryota; Metazoa; Chordata; Actinopteri; Salmoniformes; Salmonidae
Product: trace amine-associated receptor 13c-like
Exons: 1
Coding region: 1208-2167 (319 amino acids)
Biological process (GO): G protein-coupled receptor signaling pathway
Cellular component (GO): membrane
Molecular function (GO): trace-amine receptor activity
Source: RefSeq, a predicted model, not a curated record
UAUAUGAAUGCUUUAUAUUUUUUAUGAAAUGACCUAGAGCAGUUGUUCCCAAACUUUUAUUGUCCCGUAUCCCUUCAAACAUUUCUAGUCAAAUCCAAUUGUAUUGGUCACGUACACAUGGUUAGCAUAUGUUAAUGCGAGUGUAGCGAAAUGCUUGUGAAACGUUCAACCUCCAGCUGCACUGACCCUGGUGCUACUCUCAAAAGUGUUUUUUUUUUGCCAUCAUUGUAAGCCUGCCACACUCACGGUACAUAUUUUUUAAAUAUAUUUGUUAAGGGGUGGAUCAGCUUUAAUAUUGCGGAUAGAUUGUUGCUUCCAUCAAUGUAAUUGUCUGCAUCAUUUCCAAUCCCCCAUAUAUUUGACAUGCUCCUGGUCAUUAUGAAACUUUCAUCGUCUACCAAUGGCAUGUCCAACUUAUUGUGAGAAAUUACACUGGUCUCUCAAAAUAGUGAUUAAUCAUUUCAAAAGUAUAAAUAGCUCUCACUUUGUAUUAGGGACUGCAAACAUAUUUGAUUAGUACUAAUGAUUAGUAAAUGGUUUAAAUAUACAAAAUCCAAUGACUCAUUAAUACAUCAUUUAAAAGUUAUUUAUAAAUGUGAGAAUACCUAGCUUACUAACAUUUAACAAAUGUGGGAGUAAUGAUUAAUAAAUGGUGAUAAAACUGUAAAGGCCUGUAAAUGCUUUAUUACUGAAUGUUAUUAUAAAGUGCUUGGCUGAAGCCUGAUUCACACAAUCACACUGUUUACUGUUACAGUACAGUAUUUAGACUUGUAUUGUAGGUGGUCCUUGUGCCCAGGGUCUGGGGGCUACCGCUGAAGCUGUUUUUUAAAAACUUUAUUUAACUAGGCAAGUCAGUUAAGAAAAAAAGUGUAUUUUCAAUGACGGCCUAUGAACAGUGGGAUAACUGCCUGUUCAGGGGCAGAACGACAGAUUUGUACCUUGUCAGCUCGGGGAUUUGACUUAGGUUACUGGUCCAACUAGUCUAACGCUGUGUGUGUGUGUGUGUGUGUGUGUGUGUGUGUGUGUGUGUGUGUGUGUGUGUGUGUGUGUGCGUGCAGAGAGACUCCGGAGAGGGGAGUUUCUGUCAGUAACUCAGGGAUAAAUAGAGAGGCAGAGCUCAGAGUUUGUCAGAAGACGGACCUGACAGAGUCACACACAGGACCAAGCAGGAGCAGGACCUCAGUCAGCAUUUUACCCUUUAUAACAAAUGGAGAAACAUGAAGAUGUUCAAUACUGUUUUCAAGAAAGAAACUCUUCUUGCAGAAAGGCUUUGCUAUCGACAUCUAUCUACAUAACACUGUACAUCUUCUUCUCGUUGAUUUCAGCAGUUACAGUAUUUUUGAACCUACUGGUGAUCAUCUCCAUCUCUCACUUCAAGCAGCUCCACACUCCAACCAACCUGCUCAUCCUCUCUCUGGCUGUGGCAGAUCUCCUGGUGGGACUGAUUGUGAUACCAGUAACGACUGUAGCAAUAAUGGAAUCAUGCUGGGGUUUUGGAGAAUAUUUCUGUGUGUUUCAUUUAUAUAUGGCUUUUUUAUGUACUUCUUUAUCUCUGGGCAAUUUGGUCUUGAUAUCUAUUGACCGCUAUGUUGCUGUGUGUGAUCCAUUAUCGUACCACUCUAAAACAACAAUAACAAGAAUGACAUGCUGUAUAUCCAUUACCUGGUGUUGUUGUAUCAUAUACCGUGCUGCUAUUGUAAAAAGCUUUGUAAAUAUACAGGUACCCAGUAGGUGUUUGGAUGAAUGUUUUAUUGUUGAAGGAAUAACCUGGGCUAAUAUCGUUGAAAUUUUAAUUACAAUGGUUGUCCCGUGUUCUAUUAUUAUAACACUUUAUUUGAAAAUCUUUGUGGUGGCCAGAUCACAGGCCAGAAAGGUGUUUUCAAAAGAGGCUGCCAGUGUGUCUGCUGUUAAAACUGUACAGGCAAAUAAGUCUGAGAGGAAAGCAGCAAAAACUCUUUCUAUUGUUGUUGUCAACUAUUUCAUUUGUUGGAUUCCAUCUCUAUUUGUUUUCUUUUUUUUCUUUUUUUUAAGUGACAAUUUAUCACUUUUCAUCCGUUUUCUUCCACUUGUUAAUUCCUUAAUUAAUCCAAUAAUUUAUGCUUUCUUUUAUCCAUGGUUCAAAGUGACAGCUAAACAUAUUAUAACUCUGAAGGUAUGGCAUUCAUAGUACUAUGUUUUUAUUCCUAAAUUUGACAAGCAUAGGAUUGAUAUAGUUAUGUUAUAGAAUUGUUGUAAUUUCUUCUUUCAUGUAACAUUACACUGACACUACUUAUCUCAGUGUUGUCAUCAUAAUUACAUGUGGAGUUGAUACAAAAUCAUUUGUCUGGAUUGGAUUGGAAUGACUUGGAGAAGGUAUAAGCUUGUUUAAUAAAAUACAUUGUAGUAAUAUUUGGGUUGUAUUUUGCAAAUAUCAAAGCCUGUUGAUGUCCCAUGGUAUUUAAUGUUGACCACAGGAAGAUGAGCUGAUGCUUUUGCAGUGGAUAAUGGGGAUCCUAAUAAAUAUCAAAAUUAUAAAUAGUAUGUAAGUAUUCUAAAAGAUAAUUUCAAGAAUGCCAUGAGUCAUUCUAUGUAUUGUCUAACAUCUCCCUCUAGUGGUGUAAUUUGGACACAAUGCCUGCAACAAGCGCUGUAAAGUUGAAAGGUACAAUACUGCAAGAUAUCAGAUAACGUCCAGGUCUAACUAAAGUGUAAGUACUUGAUUUUAAAAUGUAAGAAUAUGCAAUUAUUGGUAACACUUUAUAAUGACAUUCAACUAUAAACCAUUUGUAAGACAUUUACAUUUUGUUCACUAUUUAUUAUUAGUUCCACAUUUGCUAAAU